AUGCACCUCACUUUCAUUACGGCACUCGCUGCCGCCGCCGCCGCCGUCUCCGGCGUGUCGGCCGUGCCGUUCGCCUCCAGCAAGCCCGAGCAGAUCCGCUCGGACCAGGACCCCGUCUUCCACUUUUACCUGCAGGCGCACCCCAAGAACGCGUCGCAGGUGGUGCUGGGCCCCGAGGCCACGAGCGAGUACUUUACCAUUGGCGGCUCGAUCCAGUCGACCAACACCAGCCGGUACCUCAACAUCGGCGGCGACAGCACGUCGUACAAGACGCUGACGCUGGAUGCAGCGGUGUCGACGACGGCGUGGCAGCUCGAGGGCGACACCAUCAUCACGAGCACGGCGAGCACGUAUGGGCGGCAACUCAACUUUUUGGUGUGCAAGAUCGACGGCGGGUUCUGGCAGGUGUACCUGCAGACAGGCAGCGCGACGCCGAGCGGCAAGACGUGCAGCAAUUACCAGUCAUUGCAUCUGCCGUGUCUGUGCUGA
Messenger RNA from Sporothrix brasiliensis 5110, 489 nucleotides. RefSeq lists its product as uncharacterized. The transcript is spliced from 2 exons. The record is from RefSeq and is a predicted model, not a curated record. The coding region runs from base 1 to 489 and encodes 162 amino acids. Lineage: Eukaryota; Fungi; Ascomycota; Sordariomycetes; Ophiostomatales; Ophiostomataceae.